AAGACAGUCAUGAUGCUACAUGACGAGGCUGAUAUCGCAUAGCUGCUCCAUCAAAUCUAUCUCGUAAUAGUAGGCUGUCCAUGUUGAGAGAAUGAAAAAUAAAUAAACCCUCGGUUAUACAGGAUUCUUCAGUUGCCUGGGUAGCAUUUUGACCAGAGAAUCCUCCUCUUGAACACAACAUCAUCAUAGAAUCUACAGAGUUGGUAACAAAGCACUACCACUCCAAAAAUGGCAGAAAUUGAGGAAGCAAUUGAAAUUGCUGAAGAAUGCGUUGAAGGUGCUGAAGAAGAAGCUGAAGGAAUGUCAGAAGAAAUAAAAGAGGAAAUAGAAGCUGAAGUGGCUGAAGCCAGGAGCGAGGUUGCAGAGUUUUCCAAAGUUGCUGAGGCUUUAAAAACCCUCGCUCACCUUGCCGAAACAUAUAUACCGAAGAUAGCAAAAUUUAUCUUGAAAAAUGCAGCUAUUGGUGCUAUUCUUUGGGGAGUAAAUGUGGCUCUCAACAAAAUAUUCAUCCAACAUCCCGAACAACGUGCAGAUGUGGAGAAGAAACGUGCUGCCAUUAAAGCACUCACCACUGUGAUCAAGACUGAAACUGACCUGGGUAAGAAGACCUUGGAGUGGAUGAAGGAGCACCAAGAUGACCAAAUUACCCUGGAAGGGUUUGAAGUGCCACUGGAAUCGGUGAUUGCAAAAUAUAUCACACCGAUAUCUGAGGCUGUUGAUAGUGCCUUCAAGAUAGCAAAAAACCUGCAGCAAAAGUUGGAUGGAAAAGUUCAGUGCAAUAUCCCAACUGGAGAAGACAUGAGAGAAUUGCUGACAACUGGGGAUGCAUUUCUCAAGGGCUUCAAUGACCUGGUUGCCUUCAUCUCUGAAAAUGUGCAGAAGAUUAAACAGCUGGCAACCUUUCCAGUGAAACAGGCAGACAUCGACCUUCUUACAACUCAGCUGAAAGCUGCCAAGGACUUACCUUUGUGGUAAAGAAAUGAGAUGCCUUGAUUUGUGAAUACAUGAGAAAAGAGUCAGAAAGGUUGGCUUUCUCCAUAUGAUUUGAAAACUAGCAAUGACUGUGCAGCUUUGUAUCUCUGGUUUGUGACUGGUAAAAAUGCAGUGACAAUCUUUAAGGACAGGGGAGUUUUAAAUGUUUCAGACCUGUGUUUAAAGCAGAUAUAUAAUAUUUAACUCUUGCAGCCAUCUUUUAUUCUUCUCUUCAAUCCUUUUUUCCUCUUUAUGCAUAAUUUAUGUUACACAUGGCAAAAAUCUGUGAAAUAAAUGUAAAUGUGCUGGAAACCUGUUGCCAGGGCUUUGUUUCAUCAUGAAAAAUUAAAUCUUUUCAUUAUCAAUGAGUCCACAAUAAAAAGCAGACAUUUUCUAUAUUUUAUUGGUCAAUCUAUGCCCAUAUCAAGAUAUAGUGCUACUGAUAACUAUGGAUUAGAACAGGCAGAGCUGUAUAAUGAUAUAUUAUGGUCAUGUGUUAUAACACUGCAGCACGUGUUAUCUCAUGUCAUGUUAAUCAGUUUUAUGUUAAUGUAUUCAUUUUUGCUUUUAAAGUUUUGGAACGGGAAUGAAAAUGUCUUGGAAGUGGGUCUGUAUUAUCACUGCUGCCGUGCUUGAGGCGUCAUUAAUUAAACACUGCUGUUGCUCUCUC
This is a messenger RNA of Acanthochromis polyacanthus (spiny chromis), 1642 nucleotides long. RefSeq lists its product as uncharacterized. The coding region runs from base 229 to 975 and encodes 248 amino acids. Lineage: Eukaryota; Metazoa; Chordata; Actinopteri; Pomacentridae. The record is from RefSeq and is a predicted model, not a curated record. The transcript is spliced from 3 exons.